GAUUGUUUCAAUCAGCUUCCAUCGUCUCCGCGCCUGGAGCAAAAAUCUACCUCUCUUGUGGUGGUCUUUGUAUGCUGGCAAUAUCUUGGGCAACCUUGUCUUUGGAAGCGUCGUCAGCCUUGCGCCACUCCCACACCAAAUUUGACUCUUGAUGAAGAACCAGCCCUCGACGUCUUUCACGACGUCUUUCACGACGCCUUGCUCCUUGGGCAAUUAGCUCUAUAUUGCACCCGGUCUUAUCUCCGCCUUUUCAGGGUACCCUCACCGUCUUGGGUGAGAAAGACAGCAGACCACCUGGAAGCGGCUUACAUACGCCACUGCCACUGCCACUGCCGCCGUGGACUAACAGAACUAGACUGACGACGAGAGCCACCAUCCUCUAUCCCUCUUCCAACUCCCACUCGCUCUUACCACCCCUAUCUACGAUUCCGGGAGACGGACUGGCUCUGCUCCAAUCGUCCCUCUCUUUAAAUCUAUUCGAUACCUAACACUGAACGCUCUUUACGAUCACUCAACCUCGAGACUUGACCGGCGAACCUCACCUCCGUCUCCGGAUUCCUGGCCCCCCGUCAUUUGUGAACCCACCUCCUACCUAACCUGCCCCUCACACAACCACACCGUCACAAUGUCAAAAGUCGUGCGCAGCGUGAAGAACGUCACCAAGGGUUAUUCCGCCGUUCAGGUGAAAGUCCGAAAUGCGACGAGUAAUGACCAUUGGGGUCCUACCGGAACUGAGAUGGCAGAAAUCGCCUCUCUAACGUUUGGCAGCCCGACAGACUUCUACGAAAUCAUGGACAUGCUAGACAAGCGACUGAACGACAAGGGCAAGAAUUGGCGCCAUGUGCUGAAGUCAUUGAAGGUCCUUGACUAUUGUCUCCACGAGGGAUCUGAGCUUGUCGUCACAUGGGCCCGGAAGAAUGUGUACAUUAUCAAGACCUUGCGCGAGUUCCAGUACAUCGACGAAGAUAGCAGGGAUGUCGGUCAGGAUGUUCGCGUUGCUGCGAAAGAACUUACUGCCCUGAUCCUAGACGAGGACCGGCUGCGCAGUGAGCGAUCAGACCGGAAGCUCUGGAAAUCCCGGGUGAAUGGACUUGAUGAUUACCAUGGCGGCCACGCAAACGGAUUGCCACCCCCACGGAGAGAGCGACGAGACCGUCGACGCGACGAUGAGGAUGCGGAGUAUCGCUUGGCAAUUGAAGCGAGCAAGCACGAGGCGGAAGAAGAGCGCAGACGACGAGCACAGGCGCAGAGCAAUGGGGAAGAGGAUGACGAGGACCUGGCCAAAGCGAUUAAGCUCAGUAAGGAAGAGGAAGAACUGCGCCGGCGUGAAUUGGAGGAAAGCAAUGCCCAGUCUUUGUUUGAUGACAGCACACCCGCUGCCCAGCCGCAACCGACCGGCUACAACCAGGGAUACCAGCAGCAGAGUGCAGUUGACUGGUUUGGCAAUCCGAUCAACCCGCAGCAACCGCUGACGACAGGAUACCUGAACAACCAAUAUGCGAACCCGACCGGAUUUCAGGGACAGGCCACCGGCAUGAACGGAUAUACCAACGGUUUCCAGGCACAGCCUACGGGUUACACCCAGAACCCGUAUGCUCAGAAUAACUUCCUGCAACCUCAGGCUACUCUUCAACCCCAGCAAACCGGGUUUAGCACCAACAACCCAUGGGGAACGGAUAUGUUUAAUCAACAGCAGCAGCAUCAACAACCGCAACAACAGGAAAGCAUGCUCACACCGGGCUCCAAUAACCCAUGGGGCAACAACCAGCCGGAGAGUCUGAAACCUAUGCCGACCGGUUCCAACAACCCGUUCGCUGCCCGUACACAGCUUCAGCCGCAGUUCCAAGCUUCAAGGCCUGCCACAUCGGGAGCACCAUCCCUCAACACACUGUCAGAGGAACGAGCGACGAAACAAUUCUCGAACCAGUUCCAGUCUUCUACAAAUCCUAUAGCCAACUACCAAGCACCUCAGUCAUCUCAGCAGAACCAAUCUCUGGCGCCGCCUAAGCCGAUGGACCCGCAUACUGCUCGCCUGAACGCACUCCUAGCCACCAGUGAAGGGCAAGACACUUUCGGCAACACUGGCGAUCUGCGUAUCCCUGCGCAGCACACGGCACCUGGCACUUUUGUCAACUCUGCAGGCCAAGGUCUGGACCGUUUAAGGGCCGCGCACACCGGGAACAACCCGUUCUUCGGCCAACAGCAGCAGCAAUUCGUCCCGCAGCAGACGGGCUAUCUUCAGCAGCCCAAUAACCCCUGGGGAGCCCACCAGCAGCAGCCGCAGCAGGGCGGCAGCUUGAUUGAUCUGUGAGGUGUUUGACUGGUGAUGAGGUGCUUGUUUAGUUAAACCUUUUGCUUCCGUGUUCGUUUCUUUCCGUCCGUACAUUCGACUAUACGGUGUCCAGAUACCACUUUUCCUUUUCUAUUUGUUCCUUUUUAUCAGUUACCCUCAUUAUCAUAUCUCCUUGUGUCUGUUCUUAUUUAUCAUGAGUUGGUCGGGCAUGUUAUCCUUUUUUGUGCAUUUCAGAAGUAUAGCAAACAAGUCAGUCCCUCACCUUAUUGUCGUCAAUACCACCCUUCGGUCUCAGUAUUCGGUCAUUUCUCAUGAAUUAUCUUUUCCUAAACAGAAGUUCUCC
Aspergillus nidulans FGSC A4 is the source of this 2636-nucleotide messenger RNA. Its product is annotated as epsin. Gene Ontology annotation, biological process: import into cell; actin cortical patch assembly. NCBI's taxonomy places the organism in Eukaryota, Fungi, Ascomycota, Eurotiomycetes, Eurotiales, Aspergillaceae. Gene Ontology annotation, cellular component: cytoplasm; membrane. The coding region runs from base 626 to 2311 and encodes 561 amino acids. Gene Ontology annotation, molecular function: K63-linked polyubiquitin modification-dependent protein binding. The transcript is spliced from 4 exons. The record is from RefSeq and is a predicted model, not a curated record.